AUGUGUGUGCACAGUAAAUACAGAGAAGUACACAGGAUUGCCAAGCAGUAUUUUGGGCUCAACCAGGUGUCCUGCCAACAAAACCAGCAGAAGUGCCAGCUCCCUUCCAAGUGCCUCCCCAAAUAUCCACCCAAGCACCCCCCAAAGGCUCCUCAGGCCCUGGAUCCCUGCCCCCCUCCUGCCACCUCCUGCUGUGUCCCCAGCUGCUGUAUUUCUGGAUUUGGAAGCUGCUGCUCUCUGGUGUCCCACUGGUUUCUAAGUGUCUACCUAUGCCAGCCUCAGCCUUCCAACUGCUGUGAGGUGGAGCUUUCUGGAUGUUCCAGUUGCUGCCAUGGUUUUGGGGCUACAGCUGACCUGCAACCUUUGAGGAGCCAAAGAGCCACAGCCAAGGACCAGUCUGGAGUUGAUGUCACUUCUCACUCUCGGUUUUAUUUGUCCCUCUCCUCCUGA
Eubalaena glacialis (North Atlantic right whale) is the source of this 450-nucleotide messenger RNA. It is a transcript of the gene LCE7A, whose product is annotated as late cornified envelope 7A. Gene Ontology annotation, biological process: epidermis development. Lineage: Eukaryota; Metazoa; Chordata; Mammalia; Artiodactyla; Balaenidae. The record is from RefSeq and is a predicted model, not a curated record.